Messenger RNA from Sapajus apella (tufted capuchin), 5816 nucleotides. It is a transcript of the gene SS18, whose product is annotated as SS18 subunit of BAF chromatin remodeling complex. Gene Ontology annotation, biological process: positive regulation of transcription by RNA polymerase II. Gene Ontology annotation, cellular component: nucleus. Gene Ontology annotation, molecular function: transcription coactivator activity. The coding region runs from base 2722 to 3732 and encodes 336 amino acids. Lineage: Eukaryota; Metazoa; Chordata; Mammalia; Primates; Cebidae. The record is from RefSeq and is a predicted model, not a curated record. The transcript has 9 exons.
UUGAAUGAUUUUAAGUUUUGUUUCAUAAAUCUUGCUUUACUCUGAGAAUGAGAGUAUUCUGUUACCUAAAAGCUUUAUUGUUUUGCUUUUAUGUUUAAUUUGAAUUCACCUAAAAUUGAUUCUGUCCCUGAGAAAGUUGUAUUCAUUUACCUGUCCACCUACCUACCUAUUUAUUUUAAUUUUUAAUACAAGUAAUUUGUUCAUAAAUCUGAAGUAUUUCACAGCAAAUCCCAGACAUCAUUCAGUUAGCAGUAGAUACUGUAUUUCCAUAUGCAUCUCUAGCAGACAGGACUAUUCUCUUACCCAGCUAAGUUAACCAUAAUUUAUGUCUUGUAAUAUUCAAUCUGUUUUCAAUUUUUAUCAAUUAUCUAAAAAAAAAAAAUUAAUGUUUUACACUUGAUCUUAGCCAAAAGGCUGAGAAGUGAUUAAAAACCUAAAUGUUUUAAUAGCCGUUUGCAUCAGAAUCCAAACAGGGCACACAUAGUGCAUUGGUUGGUAUGUGUCUUAGUCUCUUUUAAUCUGUAUCAUUUUAUCUUUUUAAAUCUUCAUUUAUUUGUUAAAGGAUUUGGGUCAUAUGUUGUGUAGAAUUUUUAACAUUCUGGAUUUGGGUAAUUGUAUUCUCGUGGUCCUUUAAUGUGUUCUUGUUUCUCAUUUCAUGUAAACUGGUCAGUGGAGAGGUGUAAUUAGUGAGGUUUAGUGUUGGUGGUGCUUUGUAUUUCCUAUAGUAUCAGAUGAGAAUGAACAUGCUUGGUUGUUCCAUUUUUAAUAAUGUUAAGAUUGAUCAUUGGGUACAGUUGAUACCAGACUGAUCAAUUUGUUAUAAGGUUCCCUGUCUACUUAUCACUUAAUGGUUUUAGUAGUCGUUGGUGCUUGUGGACCAGCUCUUGAAUUUCACUUUGGGAUCACAGAAUGGUGAAUUUCUAAUUUUAUAAUCUCUCCUGCAUUUAUUAGCUGUAAUUAUUUUAAAAGGAGAAACUUUGUUUCAUUAAGUAUUUGGUUAUCCUGAAACUAGAGAGUCCUGUAGGAAAGUCAUGAUAAAGGCUUGAUUCUAUCCUUUUAUCAAUUUUCAGAAUGAGUUGGUCUCUAGCAACCUGUGUAGGUUACCAUUCAGUUUAACAUUUUUGUUUUUAUUAUCUGAACUUAUACAUUUUUAUAUUUUUAAUGUUUAAAUCUGUCACAGUCAUCCUUUAUUAUGUUGAAAUCUUUUUUCUCUGAUCAAUGAAAACCUCUUCAUUUGGCUCCUGUGUCCGUCCUUCUGACAUGACUCAAGUAUUUCAUGGCCACUUUGUUUUUGUGAUUUGAGAGAGAGGUAUCAGGCUGAUUACAUUUUCUUCCCCAGAACUGGAAUCAGCUGUUUCUUCAAGGAGUACUUGUUUUUCCUUAAUUUAAUGGGAAUUGGUAUUUAGAGAGCACAAUUUGGAUGCUUGGGGCAUUUAUCAUUACUGGGUUUUCAUUGUUUCAUUGUUUCUAGGCCUUUGUAAUGGAUAGACUUAGUAAACAUUUUGUUUUUAAUAAGAUAAAAUACUGAGUUCUUAGAAAUAGUUCUACUUCAGGAAGGAUUUUUAUUUAUUGAAUUUAUAUAGUAGUAUCUUCUUUCUUAUUCUAAAAAUCUUGGAUUCCUUAAUUACAUUGCUAUAUUUGCUUUCUACAAAUUUACGUAAAACACGUAACAAUGUAAUACCAAAAUUACCACUGACAAUAAGAUGCUUGUCCCUAAGAUACAUCCCACUGAGGAUAUUUUAAUCAGAACAUUUUGUUUUGAACUUGAAAUAGUUCUUCGUAUGGCAUUUGUCAUGAACUGGAUUACCAGUUAGGUAGAAUUUGUUUUUGUGAAUAAUGUGAAGGAUAGGUUCAGUUUUGUUUCCAUAUGAAUAGUUCUUUGUCCCAUCAUUACUUAUGGGAAAAACUAAACAAAAUAUCUUUAUUUUUGUCAUGCAAUUUAUGUUGUAUCCGGUGCCCAUAUAUAUGUGGGUCUGUGUCUUAUCUGUGCAUUUUGUUUCCUUGGUCUGUUUUUAUGAAUUCUAUCUGGUCAUACUUAAUAUAUAUUUGCGAAGUUCUUAUUCCUUCCCCCCCCACCCCAAGAAUAUCUUGGCUGUUGGUUCUUUGCAUUUCCUUAUACACUUAAACACCAGUAUGUCAGGUUAUACACACAUACACAUAAUCCUGUAUGGAUUUUCACUGAGAUUACCUUUACUCUAAAUCAAUUUGGGAAGACUUGAUAUUUUUACAAAAUUGAGUCUUCCAGAUUGUGAGCAUAGCAUGUAUUUUCAUUUAUUUAGUCCUUUAAUGUUUGUUAAUGAAGUUUUAUGAUUUUCCCUGUAGAUUAUUUGCAGCUCUCAUUGAGCUUAUUGCAAGAUAUUUAAUACUUUGUUAUUUUUUGAGGCCACUUUAAAUCGAGUCUUUGUUUCGUACCGCAGUUGCUGUUUACAUGAAAAUGCAAUUGAUUUGAAUCUCACAUUCUUGUUGAACUCUUAUUUCUAACAGUUUUUCUGUAGAUGCUUUCAGUUUUCCAUAUUCAUGAUCAUAUCAUUUGUGAAUAAUGAGCUUUGUUUCUUUCUUGUCAAUCCUUACACCUUUUAUUUUUUUUUUCUGGCCUUACUUCUCUGGCUAGGACCUCCUGUACAUUCCUGAAUAGAAGUGGUGAUAGAGGACAUCUUUGUCUUGUUCGUAAUCUCAAAGGGAAAGCUUUCACUGUUUGACCAUUAACCACCCACACAGAAUAUGCCUAUGGGUCCUGGAGGGAUGAAUCAGAGUGGCCCUCCCCCCCCUCCACGCUCUCACAACAUGCCUUCAGAUGGAAUGGUAGGUGGGGGUCCUCCUGCACCACACAUGCAGAACCAGAUGAACGGCCAGAUGCCUGGGCCUAACCAUAUGCCUAUGCAGGGACCUGGACCCAAUCAACUCAAUAUGACAAACAGUUCCAUGAAUAUGCCUUCAAGUAGCCAUGGAUCCAUGGGAGGUUACAACCAUUCCGUGCCAUCAUCACAGAGCAUGCCAGUACAGAAUCAGAUGACAAUGAGUCAAGGGCAGCCAAUGGGAAACUAUGGUCCCAGACCAAAUAUGAAUAUGCAGCCAAACCAAGGUCCAAUGAUGCAUCAGCAGCCUCCUUCUCAGCAAUAUAGUAUGCCACAGGGAGGUGGACAGCAUUACCAAGGACAGCAGCCACCUAUGGGAAUGAUGGGUCAAGUUAACCAAGGCAAUCAUAUGAUGGGUCAGAGACAGAUUCCUCCCUAUAGACCUCCUCAACAGGGCCCACCACAGCAGUACUCAGGCCAGGAAGACUAUUAUGGGGACCAAUACAGUCAUGGUGGACAAGGUCCUCCAGAAGGCAUGAACCAGCAAUAUUACCCUGAUGGUCAUAAUGAUUACGGUUAUCAGCAACCGUCGUAUCCUGAACAAGGCUACGAUAGGCCUUAUGAGGAUUCCUCACAACAUUACUACGAAGGAGGAAAUUCACAGUAUGGCCAACAGCAGGAUGCAUACCAGGGACCACCUCCACAACAGGGAUAUCCACCACAGCAGCAGCAGUACCCAGGGCAGCAGGGUUACCCAGGACAGCAGCAGGGCUACGGUCCUUCACAGGGUGGUCCAGGUCCUCAGUAUCCUAACUACCCACAGGGACAAGGUCAACAGUAUGGGGGAUAUAGACCAACACAGCCUGGACCACCACAGCCACCCCAGCAGAGGCCUUAUGGAUAUGACCAGGGACAGUAUGGAAAUUACCAGCAGUGAAAAAGUACUUACAUUCCAAUAGCCAGUAUCUAUUAGCAGCCAUAUUGUCACCUCAGCACUGUGGAAACCUCCCUGUGAAGAGAUCCUUCCAUUCCAUCUAGUUUUUGGAAAAACCUUGUGGAUAAGUGGCUGUUUCAUCAGUAAGCAGCCUUUGUGGUUUAGUUAUAAAAGGCUUUAGUAGCUCAGAAAUACUCUUGAUUUCACAUUUCUACUCUAGAUGGCAACAUUGGACAGAAAAUGCAAUGACAUAACCAAUUUGUAAUGAUUUUGGAACUGUGUUUCAAAUGGACUGUUACAGACUGAAAGGUGUGAACAGCUUUGUAUGUUUAUGAAGGGUAAGGGAAUUUAAUACUUUUCCACAGAUUUUUUUGUAAGGGGAAGAGGGAAAUGUACACUUUUUACAGUAGCAAUAUUUUGUAUAUUAUGUUUAUUUCAUGUGGUGAAUAUGCAAGGCGGCACACUACGCACUGGACAGAAUCAGAAAUCCUCGGUUAAUGUGGACUGGAGCAUGGUAGAUGCUUGAUUGUUUUGGUCUCAAAAUGGUGUGCUAUGAAGAUAAAGGUGAGGGGAAGACAAAGCACACCAUAUGUCCACUGUUCUGUUCUCAUAGAGGAAAUUCAAAUCCCUUUUAUCUAUUAGAUAAUCAAGGGCACUGUGAUACAGUUUUGAGUAUAAAGACAUUUUUUAAAAGCCUUCCAGUUUUGUGGAUUAAACCUUUUUGUAAAGAUCAUUUAUAAUACUGUUUUAAAAUGUGAGGCAAUAAGAAUUACUUUAUGUCAGAUCUGAGGAGCCUUUGGUAAAACAGUUUAAUAGAAAUGAAAGUGGUAAUCCUCUUCUAAAAUAGCAAUAACUGAAAAGGAAAGUAUUAAUUUUACCUUGUUUGAGUUAUCAGGGAACUUAGUAAUUUUACUAUCAAAGCAUUUUAUAAAUGAUAUCAAAGAAGAGUCAACGUUGAUCCAGUAAUUUUAUUUUGUAACAUUGAGGGAUAAUUGGUUAUUAAACAGAAUAGCUGAGGAGACUUUACAAACCUUUGUUUCAACUUUCUUAUCUGGAAAUAAUGUCAUUUAUAAAGGAACACUUUUAUGUUUUUCCCUUUUUUAUGUUGGUUAAUAUACCACAAAGAGAUAUUUAGGAAAAUGCUUAUUAAUGAGGUUUGUUCUAUCUGUUUUAAAAGCACAGAAGUUGCAUUCUAGAUAACCUUGUUUAUUAGCAGGGCAUAUUUUAAUCAUUAUUUGAGACUGUCCUGUGCCUGAUUAUUUUAGCUAAAUUCAGGGAGAUUGCGUGGGGCAGGAAAGCAUACAUUGAAAAAUUUCUAACCAUGGUUAUUUAAACAUAAUCUGAAAACAUCUAGCCCAAAGGUAAGUUGCUAUUUUCAUCACAGUUGCCUAUGCCCAGGGAAUAAGAUGUAUUAUUUAUAAUUGGAUUGGUUUUUCCCGCUUUUAACUGGAAAUAAAACAGAAGGGGUACCAUUAAUUUGAAUAAGCAGAACAUACUGUUCUCAACAUACUGUAAUCAAAAGGAAGAAUUUGAGUGGGUCUGUGUGUGUGUAAGAGAGUGUGUGUUUCAAGGUCAGAAUAGGUUUGUUUUUUUGUUUGUUUGUUUGUUUGUUUGAGAUGGAGUCUCGCUCUUGUCACCCAGGCUGGAGUGCAGUGGUGAGAUCUCGGCUCACUGCAACCUCUGCCUCCCAGGUUCAAGCGAUUCUUCUGCCUCAGCCUCCUGAGUAGCUGGGAUUAGAGGCGCCUACCACCAUGCCCGGCUAAUUUUUGUACUUUUAGUAGAGACGGGGUUUUGCCAUGUUGGCGAAGCUGGUCUCAAACUCCUGACCUGAAGUGAUCCACCCACCUCGGCUUCCCAAAGUGCUGGGAUUCCAGGUGUGAGCCACCAUGCUUGGCCAGAACAGAUUUUUUUUUUUAAAAACUUGGUCAGUAGAAAAUGAGAAUCAAGUUUGAACAGAUAAAGCAUGGACAGCCUUAUUGUGAUUGAAAUGCUUGUAGGUUCUGUGCCAAUUUUCCACCACUGUGUACUUUGUUGCUAUUUAAAACUGUAUCAACUCUAAUGGAAGAAUAAAUUAUUUGUGAUUUUAA